Messenger RNA from Lycium ferocissimum, 804 nucleotides. RefSeq lists its product as uncharacterized. The transcript has 5 exons. Lineage: Eukaryota; Viridiplantae; Streptophyta; Magnoliopsida; Solanales; Solanaceae. Bases 33 to 467 code for a protein of 144 amino acids. The record is from RefSeq and is a predicted model, not a curated record.
GCAAUUGUUCGACCCGAAAUUGAGAUCAGAAAAUGGAAUCGAAGCAAACCCUAGUUUCAGAGAAGGAGACGAAUCACCUGAAUUGUGAAGAAGAAGAAGAAAGAAAUGCGGAGGAGUCUGAAACAUCAGUAAAUGGGAAAGAAAUACUGAAAGCAAUAGAAAUUGUAGAGAGAGAUUCAAUGGCCAUCGCAAAUAGCUACACUUGUCUUUUUGCUUCUCUACGCUCUACUCUAUCUCAGGUUACUAGUACUUCUGUUGAUCACAUGAACUGCUUUGGUGAUGCAGCAGGACGAGUUCAAGAAUGCGCACUUGAUGCAGCAACGAAAGGAAACCAUUAUAUAAACUCCUGCCUAAGAUUGAAUGAGGAAAUGAGAGGAAUUGAUAAUCUUGCGACACAGCUGAAAAUCAUCCGGAGAAACGUAGAUGCAUUGGACUCGGCAGUAAAUAGGCUAGUUCGUUUCCCAUGAGGGGAUCAGUCUUGAUGAACAAUGUCGACUAGGCGACCUGCACAUAUUUUCUGGUGCCCACAACUGUUUUAAUUAUGAGUGAGAUGCUGGUGAAGCCUUAAAUCUUUGGAAGGAUUGAUGAUAAACAAUGUGUUACCGAAUGAAUUGCAAGGCAGAUACGUUUUCUAAUCCAUAGAAAGCUUUCGACAUUGUUCCUUUUCUUCAGCUUUGAAGACAACUUUUACCCCGCAAGAUCUUUGUAUGAUUUCUCCUACUGUUACUCCAUUUACAUAACCUUUGUUUGGUAGACUUGUUAUGUGAAGAACAAUUGAACUAAUCUGAUUUGUUGUAGAUCUGA